Messenger RNA from Trichomonas vaginalis G3, 1167 nucleotides. Its product is annotated as protein of unknown function, DUF4106 family. The record is from RefSeq and is a predicted model, not a curated record. NCBI's taxonomy places the organism in Eukaryota, Parabasalia, Trichomonadida, Trichomonadidae. The annotation marks the transcript as partial. The transcript has a single exon.
AUGCAAAAGGCAAUGAAAAGCGCAGAUAUUAUAAAAGCUAAUAAUGACUGGUUAGAUGCCCAAGCCAACGCUAAAGCAGCCCAACUUAUAGGGUCAAUAAGGACAAAAAUACAAGCGGAUGAAGACAGUUCAAAUGAAGCUUUAAUGAAUGCCGACUUUAAGAAUGCCUUCGAAGCUCUUCAUAGUAAGGUGAAACUAGUGAACGACUUCUCAGCUGGAAAGAAACUGAAGUCUGAAGGUUUCGACAAAGAGUUAAGAGAAGUAGCACAAAAUAUGACGAAAAUAACAGAUGCAGCAACGAGACAGGCAGUUCAAAGUGCCUAUGACUCCGUUAGAGCAACUGUUGUGGAAAGUCAAGAAAAAGAGUUACAACAGACCAAAACAGACCUAGUAAAUGCUUUCUUAAAAACGAAAAGUCAGGUAGGACAUUAUGCUGCAGAUGGAACAUAUGUGCCAGCUGGUGGAACUUAUAUACCACCAAACCCUCCAAGAGAAGCACCUGCACCAAGACUACCUAAAACAUUUACAUCGUCACAUGGACACAGACACAGGCAUGCACCAAAACCAACACAACAACCAACAGUUCAAAAUCCAGCACAACAACAACCAACACAACAACCAACAGUUCAAAAUCCAGCACAACAACAACAACCAACAAUUCAAAAUCCAGCACAACAACCACCUCCACAACCAGCACAACAACCAGCACAGCAACCAACAGUUCAAAACCCUGCACAACAACAACCACAAACAGAGCAAGGACAUAAAAGAAGUAGAGAAAAAGGAAACCAAGAAUUCUUAAAAAUGCUUAAGGAAGAUUAUGGUUACCCAGAUACUCUUGACUUUAGUGACAGAUAUAAAGAAGCUAUUAGAAAGUUCAAGGAAGGAAAUACUGACCCGAACCUAUUUAGCUUUAUGGUUCAGUAUCAAAUGGGAUAUAAUCUCAAACCUGGAAAAUACAAGCUCGCUAAGGGAUAUGAUUUAAUAGCAUAUCAUCCAAAUGACAUGAAUGAAUUUACUCCGAGAUAUUUGGUGUCAGAGCUAAAUGAUAAUUCAACUCUCUUCAUGAAACGCGUAAAAAAUAGAGACGGAACGAAAGAAGAAAGGUUUAUGAGUCCGGAUGACUUAGAUAGGGAACUUGUUAAAAACGGUCUCGGAAUAUAUGAA